Molecule: messenger RNA, 1970 nt
Organism: Pseudonaja textilis
Lineage: Eukaryota; Metazoa; Chordata; Lepidosauria; Squamata; Elapidae
Gene: IRX5
Product: iroquois homeobox 5
Biological process (GO): cell development; regulation of transcription by RNA polymerase II; neuron differentiation
Cellular component (GO): nucleus
Molecular function (GO): RNA polymerase II cis-regulatory region sequence-specific DNA binding; DNA-binding transcription factor activity, RNA polymerase II-specific
Source: RefSeq, a predicted model, not a curated record
AGGACGCCUGCGAAGAGGAGGAGGAGGAAGAGGAGAAGGAGGAGGAAGAGGAGGAGGAGGAGGGGGGGGGCGAAAGGUGCCGCGCGCCGGAGACUCCAGCCAGAGCCGCUGCGGAGGGGAGGCGGCGAAGAGGGGCUCUCCGCCCGUCCGCCCGCCGUUGGCAGAGCCGCCCGCCGCGGCAAAGGCUUCGACGACGCGCUCCGGAGAGAGCCGGGAUCCCGAGCGGCGGAGCGGCGCUGCGCUUUGGCGGCGGAGGAGGCGGCGGCGGCGGCGGCUUGCAGCAGCUGCUUGCGCGGCUGGCUGGGGCUGGCUGGCUGGCUGGCGGAGCUCGGCCAGCAGCUUCCGGCCAUGUCGUAUCCUCAGGGUUACUUGUACCAACCGUCCGCCUCUUUGGCCCUCUACUCCUGCCCUGCCUACAGCACCAGCGUGAUCUCCGGUCCGCGGACCGAUGAACUGGGAAGGUCGUCGUCCGGCUCGGCUUUUUCCCCCUACGCCGGCUCCACCGCCUUCAGUGCUCCUUCGCCCGGCUACAACUCGCACCUCCAGUACGGCACAGAUCCGGCGGCCGCGGCUGCCUUCUCUUCCUACGUGGGCUCGCCCUACGACCAUACGCCCGGCAUGGCGGGUUCCUUGGGGUACCAUCCUUACGCCGCCCCGCUGGGCUCCUACCCUUACGGGGACCCGGCUUACCGCAAGAACGCCACGCGGGACGCCACGGCCACGCUGAAGGCCUGGCUGAACGAGCACCGCAAGAACCCCUACCCGACCAAGGGCGAGAAGAUCAUGCUGGCCAUCAUCACCAAGAUGACCCUCACCCAGGUCUCCACCUGGUUCGCCAACGCCCGGCGCCGCCUCAAGAAGGAGAACAAGAUGACUUGGACGCCCCGGAACCGAAGCGAGGACGAGGAGGAAGAGGAGAACAUCGACUUGGAGAAGAACGACGACGAAGAACCGGCCAAACUCGAGGAGAAGGGCGACUCAGAGGCGGGUCAGCUUGGCCCCGCAGACCCCAAAGGCGUCGGAGGGGGCAAAGAAACGGACGGCGCCUCCAGCGACUCGGAUUGUAAGGAAAGCCCCGAGCAGACGGGGCUUGGGAAAGAAGCCGCCGGCGCCGGCGCCUCGCCGCCUUUGGCGCACUGCGGCUCCGCCGGCCGCCUGCUCCUCCAAGCUCCCCAUCACCUCCACCACCACCCCCAUCACCACCACCAGCACCACCAGCAACAGCAGCAGCAGCCUCAGCUCUUGCACCCCGAGGAGCCCCCCCCGGCGGCCCCUCCCUCCCAGUACCGACCCCCUUCGACGGACCUGCACCCUGGCCUGCCUUCCAGCCACGGCACCACGUCGGUCAUCCACACACCCCAAGCGCCUCCGCAGGCGGCCGGCUCGGGGCCCCUUUCCAAGCCCAAGCUGUGGUCCCUGGCGGAGAUCGCCACCUCCGCGGACAAAGCCAAGGAAGCCGGGAGCAGCGGCGAGACGCCCCCGCAAACGCCUUCGGGUUUAGGCGCGCCCGCCCCGACGGCCCGCUCGCCUUCCGCCGCCCCUUGCCCCUUCCCCAACGGCGCCGCCUCGGUGCUCCCGCGACCCCUUUACUACGCCACCAGCCCCUUUUACCCCGGCUACACGAACUACGCCUCCUUCGGACACCUGCACGGCAACGCGGCGGCCCAGGCGGGCGCCCCCGGCCCCCACUUUAACGGAUUAAACCAGACCCUUUUGAACAGAGCGGAAAGCUUGGCCAAGGACGCGAAGGUGCUCCGAAGUCAGAGCCAGUACGACUUUUGCAAAGAGCCGCCUUACGAACUCAAGAAAGUGCUGUUGCAACUUCGGCCGCUGCACAAGUGGACGUAAGUCGCAAGGGCUAUCUAUAUUGCGCAAUGAUUGUGAGUGCGAUGACCCGGGGCAUGACAAAAAAAUAACCAAGUCACAAAAAUCGAAGAAAGUUCCUUUAAUGCCUCCAACUUGGUCCUAAU